Molecule: messenger RNA, 3231 nt
Organism: Trichoplusia ni (cabbage looper)
Lineage: Eukaryota; Metazoa; Arthropoda; Insecta; Lepidoptera; Noctuidae
Product: zinc finger protein 622
Exons: 6
Coding region: 177-1373 (398 amino acids)
Biological process (GO): ribosomal large subunit biogenesis
Cellular component (GO): preribosome, large subunit precursor
Molecular function (GO): zinc ion binding; nucleic acid binding
Source: RefSeq, a predicted model, not a curated record
UUGCAUCCCUAGUGGGCCUAUUCGAACGUGCGCAAAUCGUACUUGUUCAUUUUAGUUUUUCUUAUCACCGUUCCGUACAAUUGAUAGAAAAUCUACCAAUUAUUAUAUUUUAAAUCAAUUCUAGUGUUCAUUUAGCUGUGAUAAUUUGUAGUCGUGAGUUGUGACCAAACCAAACGAUGCCAGACACAUUUACUUGCAUAACCUGCCAGGUGAUGUUUAAAACGCCUGAACUACAACGUGAGCAUUAUAAACAGGACUGGCACAGGUACAAUUUGAAAAGGAAAGUUGCAGCAAUACCCCCCGUGACUCUGGAAGAGUUCGAACUACGGGCCAAGGAACACAGGGAACAAAGUCAGAAUGUCGAUCGUGAUGAAUCAGAAUACUGCAAGUAUUGUUCUAAGAUGUUUAAUACAAAGAACGCAUAUAACAAUCACUUAAACAGUAAGAAGCACAAAGUAUCGCAGGAGAAAUACGUAGAAAACAAAGAAGAUGAGCAAAGUGGCCAUUCAGAUACUGAUAGUUUUGUUAAGGUUGAGCCAAGUUCAAACACUUCAAAGGAACCAAACAAGUUUGUUGUAGUUAGUGCUAAUGAUUCUGAUGACGAAGAAAUUGAAACUGAUUCCGAAAUUGAGGAGCUUGAUUCAGAUGAGUGGGAGGAAUGUCGUAUCUUGGGUAGUGAUUCUCUUAUCAAGCCUCAAGACUGUCUGUUCUGCGGCCACCACAGCAAAAACAUGGUCAAGAAUCUCAAACAUAUGUCUGAGGCCCAUUCAUUCUUCAUACCAGAUGUAGAAUACUGUGUUAAUAUUAAAGACCUUCUUUUGUAUUUAGGGGAAAAGAUUUCACGUGGUUUUAUGUGCUUAUGGUGCAAUGACACCGGUAAAACAUUUUAUUCUAUGGAAGCAGUUCGAGGACAUAUGGUUGAUAAAGGACACUGCAAAAUGCUACAUGAAGGACUGGCAUUAGCUGAAUAUGCUGAUUAUUAUGAUUACAGUACAUCAUAUCCUGAUCACAAGGAUGGUGAUGAAGAAAUGUCGGUUGAUGAAGAAGUAGAAGGUCCGUCAGCACUGGAGAGUGAUGACUAUCAGUUGGUGCUUCCCUCUGGUGUUGUCGUUGGACACCGAUCCCUUAUGAAGUACUACAAACAAAAUUUGAGUCAAAACAGUCAAGCUUUAGUAAAGAAAUCAGACCGCAAGCUACACAGGCUUCUCGGUGUAUACCGGGCUCUCGGCUGGGCGCCAAAAGAACAAGCGUUAGCAGCAAAGAAAGCCCGUGACAUCCACUUCAUGAAACGCGUACAAGCCAAGUGGCAGAUGAAGCUGUCGCUUAAAGCAAACAAGUUCCAGAAACAUUACCGAGCUCAAGUCAACUUCUAGUUCACCUUUUAUUAUGAAAUGUUGUUAUAUUAGAAAUGUUAUAAAUUUCAUUACUUUAGUUCAAUCAUUUUUUUAGCUCAUAUAAUUUAUUUUUAAACAUGACAAUGGACUGUAGCAAUAUUGCUAACUCAUUUAUUGCCGUACUUGGUAAUUAAUGUUUACCGUAUCUUCGCUGUUUUUGCACAUGGUGCUUUCACAAAAAUGUGACUUAACGCUACCUGAAAUCGUAAUAAAUAUUACCCAGUAGAGAAUCAUUAAUGUCUGUUGUUACUUUUAAAUAAUCAGAGCCCCAACCACGAACUCUUUAAAAAAAUAUUCGGAAUUCGGAAACGGUGUUAUGAACUAAGUCUCCGUACCAAUUGUCAUGUUACGAAUACUUUGUGACUAGUGUUCGUCGUAGAGGGGCUCUUAAGCAGGGUACAAACGUGGACAAAUUAUGUGUCUUGCGUCAGGUACAUGUUACCGGUAAAGAUUUGAUUUUUCUAUAACCAUUAUUAAAUAAUCCACUCUCUCCAUACGUAAAUUGUGUGAAUAACCGCUAUAAUAAUAUGACACAGUAUGACAGCGACACAGAUCCUUGUACUUUCAUUGUAUGUCAGAACUUCCAUUUUAUUUGAAAUAGUUAUUAUCAUUAUUUCAGGUAUAAAGAAUCCAAUGUAACGUAACGUAAUCUUUCCUUUUAACAGUCUGUAGUUAUUAUUAUUUAAUAAUGAUGAUUUUACGAUCUCGUAAUAAAGGGUACCAAAUCAAUAAAAUUGACUAUUUUUUUCAAUAUUUAUCUAUGGAAUAUAAAUUUCUGUUAUAACGGAACUGUAGGCACGAAAUUGCUCUAAAGUGUUUUAAUACGUAAAAACUAUUGUCAAUUGUAGAAUAAAUAUUAAAUUUGUUGUGCUGUGAUUGUGCUCCAAUAAAGUAUAUGGUCUUGAAAUAGUAACACUUAGAUCUUGCAAAAUAGACAAUCAUCAAUCACAUGUCUGCUUGUUUCAGCAGUGCAGUGGAUAAGAACUGAGUAAUAUUAGGCUCUCUUUCAUAUACGUAUUUAACAAAAGUCAUGUCAUAGUCAUACACUGCAUAUUUAGUGACGACAAUAAGAUGCCUAACUCGUUAUGGAAAUUUUUAGUUUUGCUUGCUAUCCAUCUUACUUUGGCAAGUGGGAAGUAGCACAUCCAGUACGAAACUAGAUACUAAAAUUCUACAAGAAAUAAUUUUUAAAUUGUUAUGCAAUAUUCGCACAAAACGUGAAUUGAUACGAUGAUAUAUUGUUAAUUAACCAUACUAUUUUCCUGACGGAUAAUAAAUUAAUACUUCAUAGUUUAUCUGUUAUUAUAAAUAGUCUUGUUCCAUAACGAUAACACGAUGUUGGUUGUGUAGUUUUUAUGUCAUGAUGUAUCUAAAUGCGUAGCUGAUACUACGUACUGAUAUUAAUGUUAUAUAUUCGGCAUUACAUAAUGUAUAGAGAUAUACUGUAUACAUAUAGGUAGUACACAGGGCAUGGCGAUUUCUUGGUGUUUACUCCACAGCCGUUAAGUUUGACUGGCACGUCUAUAUUUUACAAAAGCAUAUAUCACAAAGUCUAUCCAUUAUGCAAGACUUUUAACCAGCUUGAAUCUGGGAUCGUAGUGUCUUUGGUGCGUUUAAAGAAUGUUUGCUUUCACUUAGCAAAGACGGUUUAAAUCAUCGGUGUACAUGGUGCUGUGUAGGCGUGUGAGUGACAGCCAUUGUUUAUUAACAUCGAAAGACACUGUAAAACUAGGGCUACUCACACAUAGCGACAAGCGCAGAGAUGAGUUAAAUUGUUUAUACCUGCCCGCUUCCCAGGUCAUAGCAUUACAGAUACAAAAUAAAAAGAUCCAAACAA